AUGAAUGACUACUUUGACAUGGUGCAUUAUAGCCAUUGCAAUGUCUUUCGCAAAAGCGUGCCCUUGGUGACCAGUUUCAAUGUUGGGGUUUUCUCUGAGAAAUCGUCCAUGUUAGAAUCCGAGCUUCACGAUUUAUCAGACGACGCCGAUUACGCCGCGUCGCAGCAACAAGGAUCUGCUAGCGUGAUGCUGCGGAGUGACAGUACCAAACAGAGCUCCCCUCGGGACGGUGCUGAAGUUGUAUUUACGAAGGACAAUGUCACGAUUCAUCCGACUCAGUUUGCGUCUGAAAGAAUCAGUGGAAGACUGAAAUUGAUUAAGCAAAGCUCGUCUUUGUUUAUGACUUGGAUACCUUACAAAGGGCAUAGCUCAGAGGCCAGGCUAUCUGAUAAUGACAGAAACCUUUAUACCAUACGGGCGGUGCCCUUCACUGAAAUCAGGUCCAUCCGGAGGCAUACUCCUGCUCUUGGGUGGCAAUAUAUCAUUGUUGUUCUAUCAUCAGGACUUGCUUAUCCUCCACUUUAUUUUUAUAGUGGAGGAGUCAAAGAAUUCCUUGCUACAAUUAAGCAAAAUGUUCUUCUUGUGAGAUCUGAAGAAGAUGCCAAUGUAUUCCUUGUGAAUGAUUUUCAGAAUACGCUGCAGAGGACUUUGUCUUCCUUGGAGCUGCCCAGGGCUGUUCCCCUUGCAUGUGGACCUUCAAAUAUGUCAGUUGAUGAAUCCAUUUUGAAUGAGAACCAAGAAAGGGCUGAUAAUGAUGUCAAUAAUGUUAGUCAGUUCCUUGGGAGACCUAGACACAAAGUAGAUCCUGCUCGAGACCUCUCUAUUCAAGUUUUAGAGAAGUUUUCACUUGUCACAAGAUUUGCCCGCGAAACAACUUCACAACUCUUUAGAGAAAACCAGAGUAAUGGAUUCACUGAGAGGAGGACCCAUGUCCAAACUAACCUUGAUCAUCCUAGGAAGUCUUCUCAUGUUGAGGAGAAGACUUCUGAUGAAAGUGGUCUUGCCUUGGAUUCUAAGGAGUUUGAUAAUUUGUCACUAGUAUGGGGAAAACCACGGCAACCACCUCUAGGUUCUGAAGAGUGGAUUAUCUUCCUGGAUUCUGAAGGUCGAGUCACAGAUUCAGAAGCUUUGCGAAAGAGAGUAUUUUAUGGUGGACUUGACCACGAAUUACGGAAUGAGGUUUGGGGUUUGCUUUUGGGAUAUUAUCCAUAUGAAUCAACAUAUGCUGAGAGAGAGUUCCUGAAGUCAGUUAAAAAGUCAGAAUAUGAGAACAUAAAGAACCAGUGGCAGAGUAUAUCCUCAGCACAGGCUAAAAGAUUCACAAAAUUCAGGGAAAGGAAAGGGCUUAUUGAGAAAGAUGUGGUGAGAACUGAUAGAUCGCUCGCAUUUUAUGAAGGGGAUGAUAAUCCAAAUGUAAAUAUUCUGCGAGAUAUCCUGUUGACUUAUUCAUUCUACAACUUUGAUCUUGGUUAUUGCCAGGGAAUGAGUGAUCUUCUAUCUCCGAUAUUGUUUGUGAUGGAUGAUGAAUCAGAAGCAUUUUGGUGUUUUGUUGCUCUAAUGGAACGUCUUGGACCCAAUUUUAAUCGGGAUCAAAACGGCAUGCACUCUCAACUUUUUGCAUUAUCUAAGUUGGUGGAGCUGCUGGAUAGUCCAUUGCAUAACUAUUUUAAGCAGCGUGACUGCUUAAAUUAUUUCUUUUGCUUCCGCUGGGUUUUGAUUCAAUUUAAAAGGGAGUUUGAGUACGAGAAAACAAUGCGCUUGUGGGAAGUUUUAUGGACACGUUAUCCGUCUGAGCAUCUGCACCUAUAUGUUUGUGUGGCAAUAUUGAAACGAUAUCGUGGUAAAAUAAUGGGAGAGGAAAUGGACUUUGACACCCUGUUGAAAUUUAUUAAUGAGCUAAGUGGUCACAUCGACCUUGAUGCAACCCUCAGAGAUGCUGAGGCUCUAUGUAUAUGUGCUGGUGAGAAUGGUGCUGCUCGCAUACCCCCUGGAACCCCUCCAUCGCUGCCUGUUGAUGAUGGUUCUUUUUACGCCCAACAAGAUGAAAUAUUGUAA
Molecule: messenger RNA, 2055 nt
Organism: Sphenostylis stenocarpa
Lineage: Eukaryota; Viridiplantae; Streptophyta; Magnoliopsida; Fabales; Fabaceae
Source: the annotation of a GenBank genome assembly